AUGUCACUCUUUAUCUCUUCCAGUAACAUCAGAACCUACAAAUCAUCAGCCAUGUCUGUUUCUUUCCAAGACAAAUGGGACUUGCAUGUCUUAGACAACGGAGAAACCAUCUCUGAUUUCAUAGACAGAAAAAUAACAGAGAUCAAGUCAGAGGGGAUAGAAGUACCCUUCCUUGUGGGGAAUCUUGACACUGUAUUGGGGAAUCACCACCGCUGGCUUCACAACAUGCCUUGGGUCAGACCUUUCUAUGCUGUGAAGUGCAACCCCAACCCGACCAUUAUCAGGAUGCUGAGUGGUCUUGGUACAAGGUUUGAUUGUUCCACUAAGAAUGAGAUACAGCUGGUCUUGUCCCUUGGAGGGACACCUGAUAACAUCAUCUACGCACAUCCAAUAAAGCCACAGUCCCACAUCAAAUAUGCCAAAACUUGUGGAGUUGAGAAGAUGACAUUUGACAAUGAGGAGGAACUCUUAAAAAUUUCUCAAAUUUAUACCACAGCAAAAUUGGUGCUACGAAUUGCUGUUGAUGACUCCAAAUCGCUGUCGAGACUCAGCUCAAAGUUUGGGGCCAAAAUGUCAAUAGUUGGCAAACUGCUGGAGCGCGCUCGAGAGCUGGGAUUAGAGGUCAUUGGGGUCAGUUUCCAUGCAGGCUGCGUAUGCACUGAUCGCAUGACUUACAAGAAAGCCAUAGCAGAUGCACGAUGUGUCUUUGACAUAGCAAAUUCAGUGGGCUUCCAGAUGAGUCUCUUGGACAUCGGUAGAGGUUUUACUGGAAGGGAUGACAUUGAAUUAAAUUUUGAACAGGUUUCAGAAGUCAUUAAUGCAGCACUGGAUGAAUAUUUCCCAUCUGACAGCGGAGUGCAGAUUAUUGCUGAACCAGGACGGUACUACAUGGAUACAACCUUCACAUUGGCGGUGACCAUCAUUGGUAGAAAAGUUGUCACAGAUGAAGGUGCUGAACACACCAAGAGUGAAGACGGCAAACCUGAACAACAGAUGAUGUACUUCAUUAAUGAUGGCAUUCAUGGGAUUGGGAGCUGCCUUAUUGUUGACCCUGCACAUGGCAAAUAUUUAUCAUACCCUCACAGGGCUGUGCAGCACAAUAAGCAGAUCUACAAGUCUGUUAUCUGGGGUCCGACGUGCAACAGCAAUGACAAACUAACCGACAACAGCUGGCUUCCUGAGUUACAGGUGGGCGACUGGCUUCUGGUCGACAACAUGGGUGCUUACACAAUUAGUCUCGUCACUGAAUUCAACGGGUUUGAAAAGGCAAAUAUUUGCACUGUCGUGACCGCCAAGACAUGGCAGACCCUGAAUCUCAGCUAUACAAAAGAGAAGGUGGCUGAGGAAGAAUCCAAAGAGACCAAAGCCAGCGCGGUGCGCUGGGAAGCAGAGCCACCCCCAUAUAAACGUCAUGAUAGGGGGAAAACAGCUGGACAAUUUGUACUAGGCACUCUUGAAGAGGACCGGGGCAUGGAUGUAGAGGGUCUCCGAGUCCAAGGAGGAGUCCAAGAAAAGGGAGAGUCAAAACCUUCACCUGUGCCCAGAGGCCGACUGAAAACCAUCCCCUCCCACCAUAAGUCAGCCGACUGGACACUCUCAGGCCAAAAGGGCUCUGCGGAGUGGUACCAGAGGUUUAGUGACACGCUGGAUCUGGCCAGAAAAGACAAUGAAGAGCUAGCUGAGCAACUUCGGCUAGUGGAGGAAAGAAGACAAAAAUACUGGGAUGCCGAGGAAAGAAGGAAAUUACAGCAGUCAACACCCAAUCAAGGGAACCACACCAAAGAGCCGCCCACCCGGAGGAUUUCUGCUGAGGUCACCAUUGAGAGUGCAAGAGAGGUCCGACUCAGGCAAAGACAACAACGUACAGCCAAAGAAAUAGCAGCUCUGGAACAGGACAUAACUGGUUUGCUGGGUCGCCUGAGGGCCGUCAGUAGCACUCGAUCCGGCAGAAAUUAUGGAGCCCCCGCAGGGAUAGAAGAGGACGAGGAAGACUCUAUGUGCCCACUGGUAAAAACAUGA
Messenger RNA from Thalassophryne amazonica, 2019 nucleotides. RefSeq names its product ornithine decarboxylase-like. Gene Ontology annotation, molecular function: ornithine decarboxylase activity. Bases 1 to 2019 code for a protein of 672 amino acids. Gene Ontology annotation, cellular component: cytoplasm. Lineage: Eukaryota; Metazoa; Chordata; Actinopteri; Batrachoidiformes; Batrachoididae. The transcript has 12 exons. The record is from RefSeq and is a predicted model, not a curated record.